Caenorhabditis remanei is the source of this 504-nucleotide messenger RNA. RefSeq lists its product as uncharacterized. The record is from RefSeq and is a predicted model, not a curated record. Lineage: Eukaryota; Metazoa; Nematoda; Chromadorea; Rhabditida; Rhabditidae. The coding region runs from base 1 to 504 and encodes 167 amino acids. The transcript is spliced from 2 exons.
AUGUCUUCAUCGAUCUUCGAUUCUCCAUUCCCUGAUGAAGUGGAUCCUCGAAUUGAAGGAUUCACCGCAAUGGUUCAACGUUACUUGGCUCAUAGCAAAUCGUCCAACCAGAAAAAGGACCAUUGUUACGAUUGCACUUGGACCGUUCAACGUUUGGACACUCUUCAAAAAAUGACUGCGGAAUACGCUGAGAUGCGUAAGACAGACGACGAUUUGAUCGAGUGGAACACGCUGAUUCUCGAGUUGGUUAACAAGACCGAGCAGAACAUCUCGUCUCCACCAAAAAGAGCUCGAGUCGAAGAGAAGGAUCCUCUGAUGCAGGAGCAGGAGGCGAAGGCGGCGGAAACUGCGGCGUUCUGGGAGGAUGAUCGUAUCGAGUGUGACUUUGAUGAUGCGAGUGAAGAGUAUGAGGAUGAGGAGGAGAAUCAGAUGGAGCAGGACGGAGAUGAGAAUCUGGAAGACGCUUCUGACACUGACGUCAAAACUGAUCAGAAUCCACAGUAA